AUGACCGACGCAAUAAGCACAGAUCAACCAAGAGAUCAUCUAUCUCAACCGAGGAAGAGGCGUCCCAGUAAGCCGCCUCCGGAUUGGGUACCACCUCCAGAGCCUCUACCUGAGCAUCUCAAGUACUCGCCAUACUUUUAUGCGUUGAAGGAUGCUGGUUUGCCGAUCGAGCGACCAUUGAAGUCGGAUACGUUCGCGCCGCUGUAUUUUGACCUCCCGAUUGAUAUCUGGCAUAUUCUCGAGGUGGAAGAUUACACCCUCUCCUUCUCCGAUCUUGCCCGCGAAAUCGAGUCGCGGUAUCCGUUGCUUGAGAAUGGGUUUGAAUUGUGUUGUCGUUUGGUGAGCGCUAUCGAGAAUCAAACUUCGAAUGUUGCGAAGAUGACGGCGACAUUUGUGUUGUGGUGGUAUUAUCGAAAUUGGCCGUUGGAGAUGAAUCCUUUCUUGGCGCACUUCAUGGGGGUUUGGAGAGCGUGGAUGCAUGAUGAGGAAUCCGUCAUGGAAGAGCAUGUCGCCAUCGUGGGGUUGGUCCUCGAAGGCCGCGCAUCGAUACUCAAGCGGCAUUCCCCAUUUCUGUUCUUGCAGUUCGAGCCGAUCGGAGAAGGCGCACCCAACCCCAUCUUUUCCGAGAUCUACCCGCCGCUUCCAAUGGUCCCAGACCACCUCAUUGAAGCCCUCGUCUUGCAAAACACCAUCGGAAACGAGAAAUGCACCGUCGAUCUCGGUCUCAAUUUCGAAUACGGCUCCGAAGGGGACUAUUACAUCACGAAGCAACGCCGAGAAUGGUUAGAAAAAUUGCAAAAGUGCUUGGACGAGGCGCUUGAGAGUGGGGAGUUCGAAGUCGAUGAUAGCGUUAAAAGGGAAGAUGGGGAUGAUGAUGAUGAGGAGUAUACUGACGAGGAGGGGGAUGGGAGGAAGAAGGACAAGAAGAAGAAGAGGAAGAAGAAGAGAGGUGGGAAGAAGAGGUGGGGAUAG
This is a messenger RNA of Saitoella complicata NRRL Y-17804, 972 nucleotides long. RefSeq lists its product as uncharacterized. The record is from RefSeq and is a predicted model, not a curated record. The transcript has a single exon. Lineage: Eukaryota; Fungi; Ascomycota; Saitoellomycetes; Saitoellales; Saitoellaceae. The coding region runs from base 1 to 972 and encodes 323 amino acids.